Molecule: messenger RNA, 246 nt
Organism: Rodentolepis nana
Lineage: Eukaryota; Metazoa; Platyhelminthes; Cestoda; Cyclophyllidea; Hymenolepididae
Source: the annotation of a GenBank genome assembly
AUGUCUCAAAAGCAAACUCCAAGGGAUUUUCUUAAACUAAUCAUCGGCCGCCCUGUUUCGGUGAAGCUGAACUCUGGCGCAGAUUAUCGUGGUGUUCUUAUUUCACUUGACGGCUACAUGAAUGUAGUUCUUGAACAAACUGAAGAAUACGUCGAUGGCCAGCUUAAGAAUAAAUAUGGUGACGCAUUCAUCCGUGGAAAUAAUGUUUUCUACAUUAGUGCACAAAAACGCGGGGGAUUGAAGUAA